Poecilia reticulata (guppy) is the source of this 1800-nucleotide messenger RNA. RefSeq names its product nuclear factor 7, ovary-like. The record is from RefSeq and is a predicted model, not a curated record. Gene Ontology annotation, molecular function: protein binding; zinc ion binding. NCBI's taxonomy places the organism in Eukaryota, Metazoa, Chordata, Actinopteri, Cyprinodontiformes, Poeciliidae.
UCGAGGAAACACACCCAGGAUCACCUUUGUCACAGACUCGUGGAAGACUGAAACCAAACAAGGGGAAGAGAGCGAAAACUGAGGAACCAGACACUGGAAUACAGACUACUGCAGGAGGAAAAACAAGGAAAUCAAAGUGAAAACAAUAUGGCUUCCAGCUUAGAGGAGGAUCUCUGCUGUCCGAUCUGUCAGGACGUCUUUAAGGAUCCGGUUCUUUUGUCAUGUAGCCACAGCUUCUGURAGGAAUGUGUGAAGAACUGGUGGAGAGAGAAACCAGUAAGAGAGUGUCCUGUUUGUAAGAAGAGAUCUAAGGAUGAUCCUCCCUGUAAUCUGGCUCUGAAGAAUCUGUGUGAGUCUUUGUUACAGCAGAGAAACCAAACAGCUUCAGAGGGUCUCUGCUCUCUGCACUCUGAGAAACUCAAACUCUUCUGUCUGGACCAUCAGCAGCCAGUGUGUGUCGUCUGCAGAGAUUCAGAAAAACACACCAACCACAGAUUCAGACCCAUCGAUGAAGCUGYUCAGCAACACAAGARGAACCUUCAGGAAACUCUGGAGCCUCUAAAGGAGAAGCUGGAGCUCAGGAAGAAAGUUCAGGAGGAGUUUGAUCAGACAGCAGAACACCUGGAGGUCCAGGCCCGACACACAGAGAGGCAGAUUAGGGAUCAGUUUAAGCAGCUUCAUCAGUUUCUAGCAGAGGAAGAGGAGGUCAGGCUGGCUGCACUGAGGGAGGAAGMGGAGCAGAAGAGAGGGAUGAUGAAGGAGAAGAUGGAGGCUCUGAGCAGAGAGAUAGCAGCUCUUUCAGACACAGUCAGAGCCACAGAGGAGGAGCUGAGAGCUGCAGACGUCUCAUUCCUGCACAACUACAAGGCUGCAGUGGAAAGAGUCCAGCGCUGCCCCCUGCUGGAGGAUCCACAGCUGCCCUCAGGAGCUCUGAUAGACCAGGCCAAACAUCUGGGCAACCUGGCCUUCAACAUCUGGAGCAACAUGGAGACCAUGGUGACCUACACUCCUCUGGUUCUGGACCCAAACACAGCUGGUCCAUUAAUUCACCUUUCUGAAGAUCUGACCAGCAUGAGGGCAGGAGAGGAUCAGCAGCUUCCUGAUAAUCUAGAGAGAUUUGAUAAUUAUUACUGUGGUUCUGUCCUGAGUUCUGAGGGUUUUAAUGCAGGAAACCACAGCUGGGAUGUUGAUGUUGGAGACAGUGAAUACUGGUUACUUGGUGUGAUAGAAGAAUCUGUAGAGAGGAAGGGAGACAUAGAGUCUGGAUUGUGGUUUAUAGUGUUCCAUGAAGGUAAAUACUCAGCAGAUUCUCCAUCAGCUCUUCCCACUGGUCUCUCAGUCCAGAAGAAUCUCCAGAGGAUCAGAGUGAAUCUGGACUGGGACAGAGGAAAACUGUCCUUCUCUGAUCURKAUACUAACACACACAUACACACCUUCACACACACCUUCACUCAGAAGAUGUUUCCAUAYUUUGACACUUUGUAUAAAGUYAAGAUCCAACCGAUGAAGAUCUCAGUGAUCAAACAKCAGCUCUGAUGAUCUCAGCAUGAAGAAYAAAUUAAUCCUUAUUGAUCAGAUGAUWGAUUGGUUUUAUGAUUGAUAGUUUGCUGAGUUGGUGAAUUUCAUAUAUUUUUUAACUCCGUUUUAAAUCAGGAAACUGGAGAUGAUCUGAUCAUCUUUGUGUUUUCCACUGUAAUGUUUUGAACAUUGUAGUUAUUAUUUAAAACAACUUGAYGUAAACAAAUGACUAGCAGCUGGUUGUAAGCAGAAUGGGAAGCUUAAUAAAUGUAUUAGUAGCUA